AGAUUCGUUUCUUCUCCUUGUAACAUUACCAAAUCUCUCUGUCUCUCUCUCUAUUAUCUUCUCAGCGUUCUGGUUUUCAGGUUCUGAUCCCAGUAGCAUUUUCAGCUAUCAGUCAGAUUCCUCAAUAGCCACCCAAAUGAAGAAGUUUAUCCUGAGGUUGGAUUUACAUGAUGACAAAGACAAAAGGAAGGCCCUGAAGACUGUUUCCACUCUUACAGGAAUUGAUGCUCUCUUGGUGGACAUGAAGGGCAAGACACUCACAAUCAUUGGAACAGUGGAUCCUGUGAGUGUUGUGAGCAAGUUGCGCAAAUAUUGGCCUUCAACAGCCAUCAUCUUAGUAGGACCUGCAAAAGAGCCCGAGAAGAAAGAGGAGCCGAAGAAAGAGGAGCCAAAGAAAGAGGAACCACCCAAGGAGGAACCUAAGAAAGAAGAACCCAAAAAGGAAGAACCCAAGAAGGAAGAGCCGAAGAAGGAAGAAGAGAAGAAGACUGAGCCAGAACCAGUGGUCGGGAUCAUGCCCUACAGGCCGUAUUAUCCUCCACUGAACGCACUGCCUUACCGACCAUAUUAUCCUCCAACGACCGCAAUGCCAAACCGGCCAUAUAAUCCACCAAUGAACACAUAUUACUAUGGUCAUGAAAGCAUAGAAGAGAAUCCAAAUGCCUGCAUUAUCUUUUAAGUUGGUAAGAAAUUGUAUAGAGCUUUUCCUUUUUCUUUAAGUUGGUGCCUUGUUUGUAGUUUCGUUGAUGCAAAUAUGAGGUGAUAACCAAGAAUGGAGAAGCUCUUGUGUACAUAUUGUUAUGCUUCUUUGAGAAACAGAGAGGAUUAAAUAAAAUUUUGCUUCUAUUCUAAAAUUU
Ilex paraguariensis (yerba mate) is the source of this 857-nucleotide messenger RNA. The record is from the annotation of a GenBank genome assembly. Lineage: Eukaryota; Viridiplantae; Streptophyta; Magnoliopsida; Aquifoliales; Aquifoliaceae.